Messenger RNA from Durio zibethinus, 4044 nucleotides. RefSeq names its product vacuolar fusion protein MON1 homolog. The record is from RefSeq and is a predicted model, not a curated record. NCBI's taxonomy places the organism in Eukaryota, Viridiplantae, Streptophyta, Magnoliopsida, Malvales, Malvaceae. Gene Ontology annotation, biological process: protein targeting to vacuole; vesicle-mediated transport.
ACUAACAAAUAGUUUGGCUAACAAAUCUCAAAGAGCAUGUGGGCAGAAUCCAAUCUCAACGUGAAAGGCAUAGCCAGCCAUGGUUCGGGCCCAAUUACCUGCUGCUGCGGUGCUCCCCUGGCUCGUUGCAUUCAAUCGAGACAACUACCAGUCAAUCCAGAAAUAAAUAAUAAUAAAAUGCAGCAAACAAAGCAAAGGAAAAGAGCCGAAGAGAAUCCAACCAACAACAGAAAACAGCAAAUACAACGACUGGGGAAAACAAAAUGUCGUCGGAUUCUGGCUUAUCUCCAUCUUCCGCUGAUGACUCCACCGACCUAAACCCUAAUUCUGAUCCCAAAGUGGUUGAUGAACGGUUCGGUUUGUUGACAUUGACUGAACCGGUCGAAUUGGAACCUAAUCAUCGUGGAAAUGGGAAUGAAAUCGGGAUUGGAUCGUUGAAUCCGGAAAGAAACACCGGCGACGAAGGUGACGAUGGAUUAGGGGCGGAGAAUCAGGAAAUCAUUGGUGAUGAAGGGCCUUCAAGUCCCGGCAGUAGCGGAUAUGCUGGUGAGAGAGGGAGCAGCAGUGCCACGAGCGCGUCGAGGAUCGAUGAAGCGAGUGAGAUUGACAAUAAUGAGAUUCAGGAAGUGAGGAACGAUGGUUCCUUCGAAGGAAUCUCCGAUUCUCAGGCCUCCUCCUGGGUUCCUGGUAAACGCCACGUCGAUGAGGAUGAUGCUUCGAUAUCAUGGAGAAAGAGGAAGAAGCACUUCUUUAUUUUGAGUAAUUCUGGCAAACCAAUAUAUUCCAGAUAUGGAGAUGAACACAAGCUAGCUGGUUUUUCAGCAACAUUACAAGCCAUUAUUUCCUUUGUGGAGAAUGGUGGAGAUCGUGUCAAACUGGUGAGGGCUGGAAAACACCAGGUGGUGUUUCUUGUGAAGGGCCCAAUUUAUUUAGUUUGCAUAAGCUGUACGGAGGAGCCCUUUGAAUCAUUAAAAGGACAAUUGGAGCUUAUUUAUGGUCAGAUGAUACUUAUCUUAACAAAGUCCAUAAAUAGGUGCUUUGAAAAGAAUCCUAAGUUUGAUAUGACACCUUUGCUUGGAGGAACAGAUGUUGUUUUCUCUUCCCUUAUCCACUCCUUCAGUUGGAACCCGGCUACAUUUCUUCAUGCAUACACUUGUCUUCCCCUUGCUUAUGCAACAAGGCAAGCAGCAGGUGCUAUAUUGCAAGAUGUUGCUGAUUCUGGGGUACUAUUUGCAAUACUAAUGUGUAAACACAAGGUUAUCAGUCUUGUUGGUGCGCAAAAGGCCUCUCUUCAUCCUGAUGAUAUGUUGCUACUUUCAAACUUCGUGAUGUCAUUGGAGUCACUUAGGACGUCAGAAUCAUUCUCACCAAUUUGCUUACCAAGAUAUAAUCCUAUGGCGUUUUUGUAUGCUUAUCUGCAUUUUCUUGAUGUCGAUACAUACUUGAUGUUGCUUACUACCAGUUCAGAUGCCUUCUAUCACCUUAAAGAUUGCAGGAUUCGCAUAGAAAUGGUCCUCUUGAAGUCCAAUGUUCUUAGUGAAGUUCAGAGAUCAAUGAUAGAUGGUGGAAUGCGUGUUGAGGAUUUGCCUAUCGACCCAUUGCCUCGAUCCGGAUCAUCUCCACAUCUAGGCCAGCAAAGACUUCCAACAGAUUCUCCUGAGAGGCCUAGGGAACCAUUUAUUGGCAUUGGUGGUCCUGCUGGACUUUGGCAUUUCAUUUAUCGUAGUAUAUAUCUGGAUCAAUAUGUAUCCUCUGAGUUCUCACCACCACUUACCAGUCUGCAGCAACAGAAAAGGUUAUAUAGAGCUUAUCAGAGACUGUAUGCUUCCAUGCAUGAUAAAGGAAUUGGGCCUCAUAAAACUCAGUUUAGAAGAGAUGAAAACUAUGUUUUACUGUGCUGGGUCACACAGGAUUUUGAACUCUAUGCGGCAUUUGAUCCCCUUGCAGACAAGGCUCUAGCCAUAAAGACUUGCAACCAGGUUUGUCAAUGGGUAAAAGAUGUGGAAAAUGAGAUUUUUUUGCAGGGAGCAAGUCCCUUUUCAUGGUGAUAACUGAUAAGUCAAAUCAUGUAAUACAGAAUGUACUCUAGUUUUUGUUUAUUCACACUCCUAAUAGUAAUUUUUGCACCUCAUACACGUUAGAUAUUCAUGAUACCCCUAGUUAACUGGCCAAUUGUAUGAUUCACCUUCUAAAGAUUAGCUCUUCACCUUACAACUGCUCCAUGACAAUUUAUUUUGUUUCUAUUUCUUUUUUUCAUGUUUGAGCCAUACUUUAUUUUCUUUUCCCUCUUCAUAAAAUUUUGCUCUGCUUCUUUCUCAUGGAAAUCCCUUUGAAAGUGCCAUCUGAAGUCAUGUAAAUUUAAGAAUGCUUCAACUAAUAUCUUCCUAAUAGCACUUCAGCAGUACAGCUACUGUUUCUUUAUUCUUUAGGCAGAGCCUGUCUGAAUGGAAUGCUUAAUGUGAUAUCAGAAGUUUAAAAAUCUCUAAUGUGAUAUUUGGAGUGUUAUUUGUCUGUCUCGUGUAAUCAUUUGAGUUAAUCAUGUUAAGGUGAGUAUUACAUUAAUUAAUAGAUUCAUAUUUCAUGUUUUAGAGACUUUUAAAUCCGAGGUAUCAUAUUAAAUAUUUUACUAUAUUUUAGAAGUUAUUCAUAACAUUAACCCAGAACUAUAUUGUUGUCUUGUUUGAACUGAGAAAUUAGACAUUAUCCAAAGGUUCAGUCACAUUCUAUUUUUGUCUGUUGUAAGAGAAAAUGUAUACUAUCUAUCUAUUUACCUAGUCUGGUCUGAGUGAGUUUGAGUUGCAGUUAUGAAUCUAGCUAGCUAGCAUUAAAACCAAAGCAGGGUGCAUUAAGCUUUGUACCUAAAGGUAAUUAAGAGGCGUGUGAAAGGUUCCUCAUGGAAGCAGUGAAGGAGAUAAAACCAAGAGGGUUUUCAUUGGAGCAAUGGUCAUUCUGUGAAAUGAAUUUAUUGAAGUUCAGUAGUACUGUCUGCAAAUUUAGAAUGCCGAAUCUUUUGUCUGUCUCUAUACCCAUGUUUAUUUUUUUACCAUCCAUUUCAUGAAAAGAAGUAAAAAUUUUUUCCAUGCCUUGCAUUUAUUAUUAUUAUUAGGUUGGUUUUGCUGCCCUUCAUGUUUAUUCAUUUUCUACAGUAAAAUUCUUUGGACCUGUUUGGUCAACACUUUCUUUCUUUUUUUUUUUUUUUUUUUUUUUAUAACUUUUUACCUUUCUAAAAUGUGCUUUUCUAUUUCCUUGAUGGGGUUUUGUUAGAUUUUGGAUUGAUCCAUAAUAUUCUUGCCAUUGAAUGUCAAAACCCUUUUUUUUUAACCUUUAUACUUGCUAAAAGUAAAAAUUUUAUUUUUUCCUUGAUUGGAUCAGGUAAAAAUGCAAAGAGUUUAAUACUUUGUCAAAAAGAAUACUAGUUGUUUUAUCCAAUAAAAAACAAAACGUAGAUGACAAUCUGAACUCUUCUUUUAAUGGAAGACCGUGUUUGCUUUUCAUUCAAUGUAAAAGUAAUUGAAUCCGAGACUUUUUCAAACAAACAAAAUACAAAGCUACUGCGUCUUAAUUAUUAUUUUUUCCAUUGUAGAUUCGUCGAAAGCUAUUAAAAGCAAAACCAAACAAUCUUUAAAACUCUAUAAUGGCAUUUUCGUUAUUUCAAAAGAGUCAAACUUCAUCAAUUUCGGAGAUUAUUAUCAUUAAAGUUGGUUCCCCACUUACCAUGUCGAUGAUAAUGAAUUCUAUCUUAUUAUAUAUCUAUAUAUAUGAUGAAAUGACCAUAAAGAACCUCAUAUAUUCAUUCCCUUGCCAUGCGUCAUAGCAAAAUAUGAAAGGAUAUUUUCAUAAUUACGUAUCUUCGAUCCCGAAGAUUCCAAAGUCCUCUCACUUGGCCUCAUCAUCAUCAUCAGUUUAUAAAAGGAGUGCACUAUGGUGUGGAGGCCACCCCAUUUUCAUAUUGAUAGGGAAAAACCCAAUAAUACUUUGAUUCAUUGGGCCACGUGACCAUAAUUUAAGUCACGGGAUCAUCUUUCAUUAUCAUUACUAUUUAGA